AUAAAUCGUCAGAAAACUUUCGUACUUGUCAUGUGGAACUUAAAAUAUGCAAUAAUUAUUCCAAGGUACUACGUAUAAUUCUUCAAAUUGUGAUUCGUCGAUUUUACAUGGCGUGACUAAACAAGCUCGUACACGGUGAUAUAGUUCAACUCCGAUACAACAGUAACAACUUUCGAAUAUCUCGUGAGUAAUAAUUUUCAAUCAGUACGAAUUUUGCAUUCGAGUCGUCCAAAUCAAUCGUCUCUCUUGCGAACCGCUUAUGAACAUAAUUUUUCGAUCGUUUUUACUCAGUUCGGUCUCGUGUCAUACGACAAAGUUGCAUUUAUCAACAGUUCGGUCAAAUUUACUAUGGGAGUUAAUGCGGUACAGAAUUAUGGUAACGAUAUGACGGAAAAAGCAGCCCGUAUUUGUAGAGCGUAUUUACCCGGAGCUUGGAAGAAGAUUACAACUUCUGACGUCGAAGUAACACGUAUCAGCGGCGGCCUGAGCAAUUGGUUGUAUCACGUGAAAUUACUCAAACAUGUGAAUAAUUACGCAGAAAGCAGCCCACGCGAGGUGAUGUUACGAUUAUACGGACAAUCUCACGGAGAAUGCAAUAUCCAACACUUGAUCAGCGAAUCGGUGGUAUUCGCUUUAUUAUCGGAACGUAAAUUAGGCCCCAAGUUGCACGGGGUGUUUACAGGUGGCAGAAUUGAAGAAUAUAUUCCGGCCAGACCCUUAAAAUUAGCCGAAAUGAGUGACCCGAAGCUUAGCAUGUGGAUAGCCGAGAAAAUGGCAGCCCUGCAUUCGUUAAAUUUGCCAUUAAGUAAAGAACCGUCGUUUAUUUGGGAAACUACUAAAAGAUGGUUGGACGAAGUAGGAGACGUUCACGCAUUACAGUUCGAUAAUGUUAGAUUGCAAACCUUAUUAAAAAGGGACCUGUACACGGAGCUGAAAUGGCUAAGGUCGUACCUGACUAAAUUCCAUUCGCCUGUGGUAUUCUGCCAUAACGAUAUGCAAGAGGGCAAUAUACUGAUUAAAUCGCAGUCGCAACCGCAGUUGCAGCAACUUCAGCCUCAACAGCAAUCGCACAACGACGAUGAAUUCGUGGUGGUCGCCGACGAUAAACCUUCGUCUUCGGCAUCUCUAAUAAUCAUCGAUUACGAAUACUGCGCUUAUAAUUAUAGAGCUUUCGAAAUAGCUAAUCACUUCAUGGAGUGGGUUUUCGAUUACAAAGUUCCUGACUAUCCGUAUUUCAGCGUACAUGUCGAUAAUUACCCUACGAUGCAACAACAGAGAACUUUCGUCGAACAUUAUUUGAAAUCGUUGGGCAGUGAUGAAUCAGCCGAUGUGAUCUUGGAAGAAGUUAAACAUUUCACUUUAGCUACUCAUUUCUUAUGGGUUAUUUGGAGUUUAAUUAAUGGCAAAUCGUCCAAAAUUACAUUCGGGUAUUGGGAAUUCGCCGCCGAAAGACUGCAGAUGUAUUACACGUUGAAAUCUCAGCUGUUGAAUAGCUCUCCUUCGAGUCUACUUAUGUCGAGGAUUUUCCGACCACGUUGACGAGCAGCGACGUUUCUUUUCUAUUUUAUUUUUACAACCUUACUACAAGACAACAAACGGCGUAAAUGAUGCAUACAAAAACCCGAUGUGAUAAUUUCGUAGCUAGCCUACCGAUUACCUACGAAAUUUGAAAACGAUGUUUUUCUUUUUAUUAGAACGUUGCACUGUUGAACUCGCACUUUCUGAGAUCCUAUUUUAAUUUCAAGUUUUUUUUUUCUCUUUCUCUUUUUUUUUUCUAUUUAUUUAUUAAUUUUAAUUUAUUAUUUUAAUUUAUUUAUUCGCCCUUCUGUACGAAAUAAGUGUUGUAUCUUGAGUACGAAGUAUUUUCUGGCUGUUGUUUCCUAUCUAAGACUCGAAGCGUCGUAUCUUCGCCGAUACGAGCACGAUGUAGUAUUAAGUUUCAUCUUAUAUAUCAAUUUGAAAGGCCUUCAAAGGCCGAGUACACGCCGGUUUCUCUUUUAGUUGGGACAUCAAGUCCAGGGCAUUUUCAUCCGGUCCUCAUCUUUCAGUUUCACCGUGCCGGUUUAUAAGACAUCAAGUCAAUUGAACUUUCAUCCGGUUCAUCAUCCCUUUCUAUAUCGGUUUAGGACUUCAAGUCCGGAGAACUCGUCUUUCAUCCGGCUCAUAUUCCAAUGUACCUAACCGAAUCGCAACAGUGAAUAUUUCGGAGUGUGGUGUUUCGCGUAUAGUGUAGUGUAAUGUAAUGUGUAGAAAAAGAGUUGAUUUCUUUUUUUUUGUCGUUGUAUAGCGUCGUCAUUUCGUAAUUAUUGUACUUAUGAAUUCGUCUAUGUCUAUUUUUUUUUUCUUUCAUACAUAUAUAAACGCUGGAAAUUUUAAUUCGUUUGACUGGUAAUAUUUUUUUUCGUAAGAAUAUGGAUUUUUUUUAAUAAUAUGAGAUUGACCAAGCAGCAAUAGUGGUGGGAAUUGAUACCAGUAGAAAUAGAAUGAUACGUUCCAUUUUCUAUUUUUAGUCACUUUUUACGAAGACGUUGUGUUUACUUAGUAUUUAUUUAGUUUCUGUUUGCGUUUCUGUGUUAAAUUUUCAAAUAUAUCUUGAGAUUUGUA
Messenger RNA from Planococcus citri (citrus mealybug), 2604 nucleotides. RefSeq names its product choline/ethanolamine kinase. The record is from RefSeq and is a predicted model, not a curated record. The transcript is spliced from 8 exons. Gene Ontology annotation, molecular function: ethanolamine kinase activity; choline kinase activity. Bases 349 to 1539 code for a protein of 396 amino acids. Gene Ontology annotation, cellular component: cytoplasm. Lineage: Eukaryota; Metazoa; Arthropoda; Insecta; Hemiptera; Pseudococcidae. Gene Ontology annotation, biological process: phosphatidylethanolamine biosynthetic process; CDP-choline pathway.